GUGUUACUUCCCUUGCAGUACAGUAAUCACUGCCACCACAAGAUUUUCAUCCAAAAUUGGAUGAAAACUUUUAAUGGCAUUUUUUUUAAUCAUAUAUAUUUAUUCUUAUAUCCUUUCUUAAAUAAUUACUUUACGCCAGUUGAUAGGCAUAAUAUGUUUUAUAAAAAAAUAACAAUUAAAAAAACAUUCGGAAAUGUUCGGUCUUUUUUCAAAUUGAAAGUAGGAUUUACAAAUUACAAUAUCAACAUGGAUGUGUUGUUAGCUAUUCAGACAUGUAUCGAACGUUUUGAACCAGGAUUGCAAGCAAAACCAAAACAAAUCGAAUGUUGGCGGCAUGUUCUUGCAGAGGAAGACAAAACAUGUUGCUGGAAUUUCUUUUAAAGGUGUUCCGUCCAUUUUGUAAAUUGCAAUCACGUGCCGUUUUAUCUAUCAUCACGUGAUAUUUGUGAAGGCAGUGAUUACUGUACUGCAAGGGAAGUAACACUGCGCGGAGUUUGGGAGUUUUCGAUAAAAAUGGCCGAGCAGUUCCGAAUGGCAACUGGAAUCAAUGGCGUGCGCUAGCAUACUUACUUCCCCUAGAUUAAAAUAAGCCAUUUUCGAAUGUCACAAAGCUAUGCAAACACACUGUUUCAUAACUGUUAGGAAGUAUGUCAGUAGUGGAUGCAUGGCUGAUCCCCACUCCCGGAAGAGAGACGAGGUUGUGGCGGUUCUCUAGCACUGCAGUCUUUGCAUUUGUCACGGGAUGUAGUAAACUUGUCGUAGGGUACUUAAACAAACCAAAGCUGUAUAACAAAGACCAGUUUCUGAAGCACGUCGAGAGACAUGACAAAGCAAGACCACUGAUCACAGUGGCGAACCACUACAGUAUGGUCGACGACUUUCUCAUAGGAUACAUGUGUUCAUGGCGACGGAUGUUGCAGGCUCCGUUGAGGCGUUGGAUUCCAGGGGCUAAAGAUGUCUGUUGUAAAACAUACGUGUCUUCGCUGUUCUUUCAGCUGGGGAGGGUGAUACCGAUUGUUAGAGGUGACGGUGUGUACCAGAAGGGAAUGGAUUUCUGUACUGAUAUAAUGAAUGCAAAUGGCUGGGUCCACGUAUAUCCGGAAGGCAAGGUCAACACUGAACAAGAGUAUAUACGCUUUAAAUGGGGUAUAGGCCGACUUGUAGCAGAAAGCAAGGUCUGUCCAAUUGUUUUACCCUACUGGCAUUUGGGAAUGGAAGUAGUUUGGCCGAUGAAGAUACCAUACUACCCUCGAGCUGGCAAGAAACUAACAGUGCUUAUUGGCGAACCACUGGACUUUACUGACGAUCUGAAUACUCUGAGAAACGAAAACAAAACACAGGAGGAAAUUAGAAAACACAUCACAGACAAAAUACAAGACUCUUUAUUUAAAUUACGGACAAAAACGGAAGAACUCCAUGAGACUAAAGUCUGAAACGUGAUCGAAGGUGUCUGUGUCGUGCUUCAAGAAAAAAUAGUUUUCUCCUAAUUUAUUGAAAACAUCUCUGUGUUAAGUUUGAUUGUUAUGUUUUAAUUACCCGGUCAAAAAAAGAGUUUUAUCCUAAUUUAAUGAAAACAUCUCUGUGUUAAGUUUGAUUGACAUGUUUUUAUCAAAUUUAAUCAAAUGAUUAAAAACAUUCAUGUCUAUGUUUAUGUAAAAAAGUCAUUAGACACAGAUAUAACUAUGCUUUAUCUUCAAAGAAUUGCUCAGGAUUCUUUUCGAAAAGAAAUGCAUUUGUGUUGUGAUUGUGUCCAGCAGGCGUGAAAAAAUAUUUUUAAUCUUUGUUGGCUGCUUUAUAUUAAAAACGCUGGAUCAGGAUUUAGUAUUUUAUGUUUAUUCUCAGUAUUACUAUGGUUUAAAAUCUAGUAUGAUUUUGAACCAUUGUUGGUUUGUACAAAAUUGUUCACAGAAAUUUAGAUACAUUAUAAUUAUAAAUUAUUCACCAUGUUUUGUGAUUAUUUUUCUGAAAACAAAAGACUACAAUGUACAUGUACUUCAAUUUCCACCCACUAUAGGUCAUUUUAAAGCUGCACUCUCACAGAUUGAACAUUUUGACAUUUUUUUUUGUCUUGGAACGAGCCAAUUUAUGCAAAAAUGCAUGGAAACCAGUGAUAUAAGACUGCUGGCAAAACGUGAAUCGCAGAAUUUCAUACUUAAGUUCAAAACUUUAUGCUUUGUGUUUUUUUCUUAAACCAUUAAUAACCCAUUUAGCCAUAAAACAUUAAUUUUCGAAUGGAAAUAAGAAAAUCUGUGAUCUGAUCUUUUGUCAGCAGUCUUAUAUCACUGGUUUGCAGAUUUUUACGCAAAUAUUGGCUCAUUCAAAGACAAAAAGAGUUGUCCAAACGGUAAAUCUGUGAGAGUGCAGCUUUAAAUGCAUGGUAACACAAAGUCAUAAUUUUUUGGUACCAUUGAAAAGCCAAACAUUUUGUGAGUGUAAGAUACUUGAAAAAAACAAAAAGGAAUCAUAGCUUUUUUGCAAUGAAAAAUUGAAUGAAAAAAAUAUUCAGAUUUAUUUCCAUUUGAGAUAUAUAACACAGGAAAGCACCAUCAAAUUGAUUUUAUAUUAAGCAUCAGUUGUCAAUUUUAAGAACAUACCAGCCAGACAGAAAAAGGAAAAAAAAAAAUUUGCAACAAGACAUCAAAUAUCUUGUACUUAAUUGAACCUUUGGGAUAAAGCCAGCAUGAAUGAGGAAGAGCAAUCCAGCCUUGUUAAGCAUAAAGUCAAUGCUAGACAAUUGCAUGUUAAUGAACAACUGAUCUUGAAUUUUACUCUUUUUGAUGGUUUAUGAUGUACUUCUUGAAGUGACACUCUUAUUCAAAAUCAAAACAUACACAUGAAUAACAAACAUAAAGUUUGAGUGAUAAAGCUUUAACUACUUACUAAAUAAUGCAUUUAUGGAAAAUAUUAAUAACUGGUAUAUAACAAGAUUGUAACUGUGUAUUUAAUAGCUAAAAACCCAAAAAUAUUAAAUAAUUGGUGAAUGCUCAAAGAUUACUGUGAUCAACUGUUGUCUCAUAAGAUAGAAAUACUGUGUUUUAUGCACGUUUCUUUCAAAUUAAACGCGGUAUCCUUUAUAAGAACCAUUGUUUUCGAUAUUUUUUUAUCCUUUUUGGAAUAUUAAAACAAUAGUAGUAAUUGUGGUAAAUCUUAUAUGGGAGUAUAAGAGUGCAUCUUUAAGCUGUUCAGUUAUCCGCCUCCAAACAUAGUUUCUUAGCUGUAUUUAGAUUUUUUUAAAAAUGCUGCUUUUAUUUUUAAGAAGACCCAACACCUACCAGCAGAUAACGUUAAACAUGAAAUUUAUUUGUUAUGGCCUUUUCAUUCCUAAAAACCUUUAUCAGCAAUGGAUGUUUUUUGUGAGUUUUUACAUAUUUGUAAUCUGCAAACAAAACCCUCUCAUUUGAUAUAUCAUACCAGUAUUAUAUUCGGGCACCAGGCUAUAAAUUUUAACAUUAGACUACUUGUGCAUUUAUGUGUACCUGUUGACUAAUUUUUGUGCAUUACAUCAUCAUGGUAUAUCUGUGUGACUAAUUUUUGUGCAUACCGUCAUUCAGGUAUAUCUGUGUGACUACUUUUUGUGCCCUAUUUCAGCCAGGUUUACCUGUUGACUACUUUUUGUGCAUGGCAUCAUCCAGGAUUACCUGUGGACUACUUUUUGUGCAUGGCACCAUCCAGGUUUACCUGUUGACUACUUUUUGUGCACUAUGCCAUUCAGGUUUACCUGUUGACUACUUUUUGUGCAUGGCACCAUCCAGGUAUAGGUGUGUGACUACUUUUUUGCACUAUGCCAUCCAUGUAUACCUGUGUGACUACAUUUGUGCACUAUGCCAUCCAGGUAUACCUGUUGACUACUUUUUGUGCACUAUAUCAUCCAGGUAUUUGUACUGUGUACAUGCUUAGAUUGACAUUAGAUGACAAAAUGAGGUUAAUGCUGGAGUUUCAAAGUUACUAAAUGUAUCUUUGUAUUGAACUGGUGAUUUCCCAUGUAAAGUGUAGCUUCAAGUACAUAUAUAUGUCAUGUUUCGCAACCUCUAUACUCCUUUCAACAAUCCAUCAUUUUAGCAGCUUUUUAGUGCAAAACUGCUAACAUUAACAAUACGAAUUAUUAUUUAACAAUGUGAAUCUCAAUGUUUUUGACGAAAUAUAGGUUUUGAGCAUGCUAAUUUAUGCAUUGCUUAAUGUUUUUCUUGCAAUGCAUUGGUCUUAUGUUUUUGAUCAAGUAAAAUACAUUUAUCAUUACUUAUGACAUUGUUAUACUGCUUUGGCAUCUAUUCUGAUUUUAUUUUGGUUCCAGUGGAGAUUGUGUGUUGGUAAUCGCUCAUAGCGUAUCUGAGCUGAAGUGACCUGGUUGGUUAUUUAACCCUUAGGCUGCUGAUGGCGAUUUUAAAGGCUUUGCAAACAGCUUGGAACCAGACCAGACGCCGAGUAACUCGGCGUCUGGUCAGGUUCCAAGCUGUUUGCCACUCAGUCAAUAUAUCCCCAAAGUUUUAAGUAAAUUGAAAGAAAUUUAGAAUAAACCAGAUGACAUUUUUGAGCAGACGACAAUUUACCCAGCAUGCAAAGGGUUAAUUUACCCAAGAUAGUAUGCUCAUAUGUGCUAUCUAGUCUUUAUACAUGUACAGAUAGUGUGUAAAACUUCGUUGAAACACAUGCCAGCCUACCAUCGGUGAUUAUAUGUGUUUCCUGUCAAAUGACUUGCAUUUAAAGGGAUUGAGCUGUACAUAAAUUAUUUUUAUCUAAGUUGUUUCAGGUUUUGUAUUACACAAUAACAGUGCUUUUUUCUAGUAGCGGGUCUGGGCUAUAUCUUUGAGCCUCAAUGCAUAAGCAUUUAGCAUCAUUUGACUAUUAUGUGGAUACACUUUGCUGUUGUUGAACAACAUGUUUUAACUUUGGUGAAAUUUGCCUUGUACUGCAUGUAAUGAUCAGAGUAAAUAAACAAUGAAAAAUAUUAA
This is a messenger RNA of Mya arenaria, 4949 nucleotides long. RefSeq names its product tafazzin-like. The coding region runs from base 648 to 1433 and encodes 261 amino acids. The record is from RefSeq and is a predicted model, not a curated record. NCBI's taxonomy places the organism in Eukaryota, Metazoa, Mollusca, Bivalvia, Myida, Myidae. Gene Ontology annotation, biological process: inner mitochondrial membrane organization; cardiolipin acyl-chain remodeling. Gene Ontology annotation, cellular component: mitochondrial membrane. Gene Ontology annotation, molecular function: 1-acylglycerophosphocholine O-acyltransferase activity. The transcript has 8 exons.